Molecule: messenger RNA, 2151 nt
Organism: Ananas comosus (pineapple)
Lineage: Eukaryota; Viridiplantae; Streptophyta; Magnoliopsida; Poales; Bromeliaceae
Product: tonoplast dicarboxylate transporter
Exons: 6
Coding region: 229-1821 (530 amino acids)
Biological process (GO): monoatomic anion transmembrane transport
Cellular component (GO): membrane
Molecular function (GO): transmembrane transporter activity
Source: RefSeq, a predicted model, not a curated record
UAUUUUUUUAAUAUUAAAUGUAAAAGAAGAAAUGUAAGUUGUGGACAUCAAUGCAACUUCUCCACCAUUCGUUGAGUUUCAUUCAAAAAUAGUUAAAUGAUUCCAUCAAAAUCAACCUCAAAAUUGUCACACUUAACUCUCUUCAUUUGAGCAAUCAGGUUAUAAAAGAACAACAACUGAAAAACCAAAAGAGAAAAGGCAAAAGCUAAAACUCCCCCAUCCCCUGCAAUGGCUACCAAAGCAUUGCCUUCACCAAGCACAGAUGACCCAAGAACUCCUCUCCUUCCACUAUCUGAGCCUACAAUACAUAGCCCCCGUUUUCCUAUAAAAUCACUUCUCACCAAUAAAUACCUACACAUAAUCUCAGGGCCAUUAGCAUGCAUGCUCAUCUUCUUCUUUGUCGAGCUCGACGGCCCGCGCUCGAGCCGGAACAUGCUCGCAGCUCUCUCGUGGGUGUUUCUUUGGUGGCUCACCGAAGCCGUGCCGAUGCCGAUCACCUCUAUGUCCCCUCUUUUUCUGUUUCCUAUAUUCGGAAUAUCUUCGGCGGAUUCCGUUGCAAAGGCCUACAUGGAUGAUGUUAUUGCUCUUGUGCUUGGUAGCUUCAUUCUAGCAUUAGCCAUUGAGCACUACAAUAUCCAUAGAAGGCUAGCAUUAAAUAUAACCUACCUUUUCUGCGGCGACCCGCUGAACCCGCCGCUGCUGCUCCUGGGCAUCUGCGGCACAACGGCGUUCGUGAGCAUGUGGAUGCACAACACUCCAACCGCCAUGAUGAUGAUCCCCGUCGCCACUGGGAUACUCCAACGCCUCCCGGCUGAAGACUCUGCAGACGCUGACGUCACGCGCUUCGCGAAGGCGGUCAUCCUCGGCGUGACCUAUGCAACCGCGAUCGGCGGCAUAACCACCCUUACCGGGACCGGUGUGAACCUGAUCUUGGUGGGCAUGUGGGCGAGUUACUUCCCUCAAGAGGAACCCAUUAGUUUCAGUUCCUGGUUCUUUUUCGGGUUCCCCUUGGCUCUUGUUAUAUUCUUUGCAUUGUGGGGGAUACUUUGUGUGCUCUAUUGCUCCAAGAAUACGGGGAAGGUGCUCUCUGCGUACUUGGAUAGGAAUCAUCUCAAGAGGGAGCUUGAACUACUCGGUCCAAUGGCUUUUGCCGAGAAGAUGGUUUUAGCAGUGUUUGGAGCUCUGAUAGUUCUGUGGAUGACUAGAAGCCUCACAAAUGAUGUCCCUGGUUGGGGAGCCCUCUUUCAUAACAACGUGGGUGAUGGAACUGUUAGUGUGAUGAUGGCCACCUUGCUGUUCAUAAUCCCAAACAAGAAGAAUGAGGGGGAGAAGCUAAUGGACUGGAACAAAUGCAAGAAGCUGCCAUGGGGCAUCAUCCUCCUCCUCGGGGCAGGUUUUGCGAUCGCUGAUGGGGUCCGAACUAGCGGCUUAACCGAUGUUCUCUCUGCGAAUCUCGACUUCCUCAAGUCGGCCCCCUACUUAGCAAUUGCACCAUUAGUGUGCCUUAUAAGUAGCACCAUAACAGAGUUCACAUCAAACAACUCUACUACCACUCUUGUGGUUCCUCUUCUUAUUGAGUUGGCUCAAUCUAUGGGUGUGCACCCCCUUCUAUUAAUGGUUCCUGGAGCCAUCGGGGCGCAGUUCUCAUACCUCCUGCCGACCGGCACGCCUUCGAAUGUUGUAGGGUUCACGACAGGCCGCAUCGAGAGUAAGGAUAUGAUCAAGACCGGAUUGCCAUUAAAGAUCGCAGGCAUUGCAGCUCUAACACUACUAAUGCCUACAUUAGGAGCAUUUGUUUUCAAGACAAGCAGGAAAUUGUAGAACAACGAUGAUCACCGCAGCAAUGGUGUAAAGUUUCUUUUAUAAAUUAGGGGGUUGAUUUAUGAUGGAAUAGUCCAUUGUAGCACAUAAAAGUAUGUAUCAUAUAUCUUGUCUCCGUUGAAGGAAAUGAAGCCAUGUUCUUUAUUCUGGUACAAAAUUUGCAUUGUUCUUUUGCACUCACGAAGAUUACAUAGAGAAGCUGGAACAAGGAAUAUAACUUCGUACAGUGCCUGAAAGAGGUAGAAGUCUGCUGUUUGUUACUUUUCUGAUUUAGUGUAGAACUAUUAAAGCUGUUGUUUAAGAGGAAGAAAAGAAAUAUUGCUUAUCGUA